GUACUGGGGAUGUGGGCUGGCUGGCUGACGGCAGUGUUUUCUAGCAGUGGUGGCGCAGCAUCCUUUGUAUCAUGUAGCCUUGGUGCGGUGCGUGCGGAUUAAGGGUGGAGACAGUUAUCGUUGCCAGGAUCAAGGAUAUUCAUCCAGAGUCGGAGGAAGUACAUGUAGUCUACGUGGUAUAGGCUAUGUCCGUGUGAUUAGGUGUGCCCAUGUACAGAAUGGUACCAUUCUCAGCGAAAGCUAUGAAUUGGCUUACCUGGGUACCGCUCGGCGGAGGAUGCUUCGAGAAAGAGGGGCAACAUGAGUCAUCUUGAUGCGCGAUUAGCGACAGAUACAGUGGCUUUUAAUUGUAUUGCGGAGAAAUACAUUUUUAUGGUCAAGGAUCAAAGGAAUAAAUAUGUCGAGACCGAAACAGUGCGAGGCGGUAAAGGUGGUAGUGCGAUGCCGCCCAUUUAACAGGAGAGAGGAGACUAUGGACAACGAUAACAUAUUGGAGGUGAAUUCAAAACUGGGCCAGAUCACAUUGAGGAACCCGAGGGCGUCACCUGAAGAAGUCAUGAAAUCAUUCACCUUUGAUGCGGUCUACGACUUUGAGUCGAAACAGAGCGAUAUUUAUGACGAUACCGUCAGACCUCUUGUAGAUUCUGUGUUACAAGGAUUCAAUGGUACAAUAUUCGCUUAUGGGCAGACUGGGACAGGUAAAACAUACACGAUGCUAGGUAUGCCCACAGACAAUGAAAGAGGGAUCAUCCCAAAUUCAUUUAACCACAUUUUUACACAGAUCUCCAGGUCUCAGAAUCAGCAAUAUUUAGUGAGGGCAUCCUAUCUAGAGAUCUAUCGGGAGGAGGUCAGGGAUCUGUUAUGUAAAGACAACAAGAAACUAGAUCUCAAAGAGAACCCAGAUUCAGGGGUUUAUGUCAAAGAUCUGUCUUCAGUUGUCACCAAGAACGUCAUGGAGCUCGAACAUGUCAUGAACAUAGGAGAUGAGUCCAGGUCUGUGGGGUUCACCAAUAUGAACGAACGCAGCUCGCGGUCCCAUGCCAUCUUCAUGAUCACGGUGGAGUGCAGUGAGAAAGGUGCAGAUGGAGAGGACCACAUACGGGUUGGGAAGCUGAACAUGGUUGACCUGGCUGGCAGCGAACGCCAGAGAAAGACAGGUGCUAAUGGGGAACGCCUGAAAGAGGCUACCAAAAUCAACCUGUCCCUCUCAGCACUGGGUAAUGUCAUCUCAGCUCUGGUGGAUGGGAAGAGCACACACAUCCCUUACAGGGACUCUAAACUUACCCGCCUGCUCCAGGAUUCACUAGGUGGCAAUGCAAAGACGGUCAUGGUAGCCACUCUGGGACCAGCGUCCAAGAACUAUGAAGAGUCCCUAACGACCCUAAGGUACGCUAACAGGGCUAAAAAUAUAAAAAACAAACCCAAGAUCAACGAGGAUCCAAAGGAUGCUCUGCUGAGAGAGUUCCAGGAGGAGAUCGCCCGCCUGAAGGCCCAGCUGGAGGAGCGAGGGACGCUGGCGAAGGAGAGGAGGAGAAGGAGGAAUAGCAGAAGACUGACUAAAAGUAUGAUUGUUGAGGAUGUAGCCCACAGAGAAAGGGAUGCAGAACUGUGGAAGGCACUGGAAGCGGAAUGGAAGCGGAAUGAGGAAUACUAUAUAAAGGAAGAAGAAGAAAGCAAGAUGAUAGAAGAGGAUGAAAAAGGGGUAGAGAGAUUCAACUCCAUGGAUAACUCUGUAGAGGCCAGUCCCCAAAAAACUGUAACCUCCAGAAUACCGAUACAUAGAUUUAGCUCUGUGGAGGAUAGCCCCAAAAAGGCUUUUCCCACCAGUAGCCAUAGCAGCCCAGGGGCCAGAGAGAAAUGGAAGCCAUUUGGUGAAAAAGAACAGAUGGAAAAGGAAAGGAUGAUGGACGACAUGCAGAAGGAACAGGAAGCUAUGGAAAAGAUUAUUGAGAAAUAUAAGGCAAUGGAGAGCAAAAUAUUGGCUGGGGGAAAGAACAUUAUUGACCACACUAAUGAGCAACAGAAGAUGCUGGAAUUGAAGAGGCAAGAGAUUGCAGAACAGAUAAGACGGGAGAGAGAGAUCCAGCAGCAGGUGAUGGCUCAGGAUGAGGAGACGGGAGAGCUGAGAGAGACCUUCUCCUCCCUGCAGCAGGAGGUGGAUCUCAAGACCAAGAAGCUGAAGAGGUUGUAUGCCAAGCUGCAGUUGGUGAAGGCAGAGAUUGGGGAUGUCAUUGAUGAGCAUGUAGUUACUAGACAGGAGCUUGAGCAGACACAGAAYGAACUCACCAGAGAACUCAAGUUCAAGUAUCUCUUAAUUGAGAAUUUCAUCCCUCCCAAAGAAAAGAACAAGAUUAUGAACCGGCUUCACUUUGACAGUGACGAGGACCAGUGGAGGUCUAGGCCCUUCGUUCCUUCCGAAAGUAAAUCGGCUCAUCAGGUGAAGCGAAGGCCCACGUCUGUGGUGGGAUACAAGAGACCAAUCAGCCAAUAUGCACAGAUGGCUGUCACAGCAGGAGCUCCAUGUAGAUACCGGGCUGAGAAUGUGAUGCUCCUGGAGCUCGAUAUGAGCCCACCCAGCAUGUACAACCUCAACCUUAACGGAGCACACCUGGAACAGAACUUUGGAGGUCACGGUAGUCCCAGGAGAGACCUACUAGCCAACGUCCCAUUCAGGGACAGGACCACUGCAUCAGGAAGGAUCCGGAAGUCACGAUCCUGGUACCAGGCACCACGCUCAUCCUCUUCAUGCGUCUCAUCCUCUUCAUCAUCCAGCUCUAUAACAUCAGGGCCCCAGACCCAGUGCUCUCCUCACCCCCAGAGACCCUCCUCAGCCAUAUACACUCCAUUGGAAGGUUCCAUUCCAGGGGGCCCCUGAGUCUAGAUUCUAGAACAUUCCAACAUUCCAAUGUAUAUCAUAUAUGCUUAUUUGCUAGGUCAAAAAUAUACAGGUUAGGACAAUGGAAUAAUUCCAUGCAGCAGUGUUAGAAAAUAAACAAUUUCAUUGGACUAGCGCCUACAGGAUUAGCAUAAAAAAUGUGACCAGUGGCCAGGAAAUCAAGUAGUAAAGUGACUGUAGAUAAUUUGAUAAACGUUUGAAUUAAUAGAAUGACAGUAAAACAGUUAUGCUAUGUGUUUGAUGAGUAGUUAGCUGAAAUGUACUACGAUUGUGGUUAUUUUCCAAGUUUGAUGGCAAACUUUCUGUACUGCUAACAUUCACUUCCAGUAAUUUUCACUCGCAUUGCUAGCAAUGAGGUACAAUAGAUUGCUAGUCCCAUUGUUUAUAAUCCUUUCGCAUUUAUAGAGACAUUCAUGGGAUUUUAGAAUCCUCUUGUCCUAACCUGUAUAUCUGACCUGUCUGCAUUAUCAACAAUUUCAUAGUGUAUUAUUUCACCAAACACAAUUGGUCUGUAACCAAAAGUAAUUUGCAUUUGUGGAAAAUAUUGCACCGCUGAACCUUGACUAAAGUAUAUGACUAAAGUAAUGUUUAGCUUUUGAUGUACAGAAACAUCAGAAUAAAUGGUACAAACUGUUACAUAACAUAACUUGUAUGAGCCUACAUUGUUUAGGGAAUAGAGAAAAUACCUGUCUUUCAAGUUGAAUGAACUGCCAUUGGCCACAACAAAUAGGGCGAAAAGGAAAAACACCUGCCUUAACGUUGUUGAGGAUUUACUCGGUAAUAUUAUAUUUUAUUAUAUUAUAUUUUAGUCUGAGCACCCAAUCU
Messenger RNA from Salvelinus sp. IW2-2015, 3721 nucleotides. Its product is annotated as kinesin-like protein KIF3B. Gene Ontology annotation, molecular function: microtubule motor activity; microtubule binding; ATP binding. Gene Ontology annotation, biological process: mitotic spindle organization; microtubule-based movement; spindle elongation. Gene Ontology annotation, cellular component: microtubule associated complex. The record is from RefSeq and is a predicted model, not a curated record. Lineage: Eukaryota; Metazoa; Chordata; Actinopteri; Salmoniformes; Salmonidae.